AUGCACCGUUUGGGUCAGCCUGACAAUCUUAAUUCACCAUCUCAGGGGCAAAGCGUUGAGGCUCAAGUCAACCUCACAGCUAUCAAUUCUUCAAGACAACUAGAGAUACCUGAGACCCCUGAUAUCGCUACUCGCCACAGCAUACCACUCACAACGAGUAGCACGGAUUUGGCCAAGUUCGAUUUUUCAACGGCUGUAACUACUCGAGCAGAUGAGAUCAAAACCUCCUCUUGGUUUUAUUCACAUCGGCCGACGCUCGAGUCGAAGAUAGAGAAAAUCAAUGAUCAUGCAACGCCUUAUACGCUUCCUGCAUCAUCCGACAACCUAGAGCCGAGUAACUCCACGGAGUCAAUCUCUGCUUCUAACGAUGUAGAAAGAGGAACCGUACUUCAAGCCAUCGCAACACACGGAACAAACAUCAUCUACAAUACCUCCUUCCAGUCACCGCGCAACGGGCAGCAGUGCGAAAAUGAUUAUCGAGAGUUACCUGGCGCAUCAGAGACAACGCAAAUGGGUGAUCCACCAGCAAUUGUACCACCUGUUUCCCACGUGGUACAUGAGGCUCAGACCCACGUUUCUCGACAACCCCCUUCUACUGGUGACGCAGUCUUGUGUGAAUUGCUUUCUGUGCAGCGGGAGUCGGGAAACGUGAAUCUAGAGGGCUCUCCUAAUGGUAUAAGCCCAUCCAUGUCUCCCCAAAUUUCCUUCUGUUCGGAUCUGGAUGACACAUAUUCACCCGUGUGUCAGAAGCGCCAUACAAAUCAAGAGCUAGCUAGGAUAGCCCUGGUUUGUGCAGAUGGAGCAAGUAUGACGGCCUCGGAGAUUGUUGAUUGGCUAGUCCAAAAGUUCCAUUACCUUCAAAAGGGGCAGGCUACGUGGGAAAAAAGUCUCAAGGCGGUUCUUUCACGCAAAGAGUUUCGUAGCGACAAGGCGAGUGGGUUGCAUGGGGCCCGUCUGGCGUAUAGCUUUGCCAACGCAGCUUGUAAAGCUCGAUACGAAGAGGAAUAUCGAGACUAUAUCAUUCAAUACUCGCAAGAACAUGAUCAAAAACAUACUGCCGGGCCUGUUGACGUGGUCAAAAAUAACCAGGGAAAUGUAUCCAACAGUGCAGCAUGUCCUCGGUCUUCUGCAAUCACAUCGACAAUACCGGAUUCCAGCUUCAUUCCAUCACCAGCUACCACCGCUUCCAACGGUGACUUACCGCCCGGCCUUUUCAAGUUAUCCGACUCAUCCAAUCUAAAUGAUAUUGCUGAGUAUGCUUCUGGAAUCAAGCGCGAGACAAGUUUUCAUCACGUCUACCCUCGUAACACUCAGCCUCCAAUCGAGAUGAUGACUGCUGAGGAAAAGACCAUGAAAGUGGCAGAGAUCCAGGCAAGACCUUCUCGCAAGGCGUUGUUCGAUUCAAACCAACGCCUAGCGCACGUUCGAAGGUACAGGCGGCUGGACAUUCAUGAUGAAAGCGAUGGAGCAUGGAAGACUCAAUCUUCGGAAGCAGAGGGGUACCCCGCAAAAAAUGAAGCCGUCACAAGGGACCGUGAUGAACCCCGGUCGCUACGUGAAGUCUUCAAUCUCCCGGUCCAUGCGGUGCCAAUGAACGAUGGGGUCGAGUUGGCUUUCCGGGAUGGAACUUUAGUCAACGGUCAACUGCCACGACCACGCCAUGUAUACAGGGUGGGGAAGAGACUUGGAGCCGGACUUACCGUCAAUUGA
This is a messenger RNA of Bipolaris victoriae FI3, 1710 nucleotides long. RefSeq lists its product as hypothetical. Bases 1 to 1710 code for a protein of 569 amino acids. The record is from RefSeq and is a predicted model, not a curated record. The transcript has 2 exons. Lineage: Eukaryota; Fungi; Ascomycota; Dothideomycetes; Pleosporales; Pleosporaceae.